UCCACAUCCAACUAUCACUAUCAUGAUCCAGGGCUUGCACGUACACUCUAAAAUCGCUCCCAAGGCGCAGGCGGUCAUCCUCACGGACGACGCCCUGAUGUUCCUCGCCGCCCUGCACCGGACAUUCGAGUCCACGCGCAGGAAGCUCCUCGACGCGCGCGACGACGCACAGCGCCGCUUCGACUCGGGCGUACCGCUCGACUUCCAUCCCGAGACCGCGAACAUCCGCGCGGAGCCGUCGUGGCAGUGCGCGCCGCCAGCGCCGGGGCUCGAGGACCGGCGCGUCGAGAUUACGGGGCCGACCGACCGGAAGAUGGUCAUUAACGCGCUGAACAGCGGGGCUAAGACGUUCAUGGCGGAUUUCGAAGAUUCGAGCGCGCCGACGUUUUCGAAUCUGGUAGAAGGGCAGGUUAACCUCCACGACGCCAUUCGUCGAGAGAUUGACUUUGAGUCGAACGGGAAGGCUUACAAGCUCAGCGAGAAGCCCGCGGUCCUUAUCGUACGUCCACGAGGAUGGCAUCUCGACGAGCCCCGGUUGACUGUGGACAACGUUCCCAUGUCCGGCUCCUUGUUUGACUUUGGUCUGUACUUCUUCCACAAUGCGGCGGAGCUCGUCAAGCGUGGUCUGGGCCCCUACUUCUAUCUGCCCAAGAUGGAGCAUUACCUCGAGGCCCGGCUAUGGAACGAUGUCUUCCUCUUCUCGCAGUCCUAUCUCGCGAUCCCGCACAACACCAUCCGCGCCACGGUGCUGAUCGAGACGUUACCCGCUGCGUUCCAGAUGGAGGAAAUCCUGUUCGAGCUGCGGAAUCACUCGUCGGGCCUGAACUGUGGGCGAUGGGACUACAUUUUCAGCUUCAUCAAGAAGCGGCGUGCCGAUCGCAGUGCGGUGCUCCCGGAUCGCAAGGAUGUGACGAUGACGGUCGGGUUCAUGGACGCGUAUGUGCGGCUUCUCAUCCAGACCUGUCACAAGCGCAAAGUCGCUGCCAUGGGUGGCAUGUCAGCGCAAAUCCCGAUCAAGAACGACGCCAAGGCGAACGAAGUGGCGAUGGACAAAGUCCGUGCGGAUAAACUGCGGGAGGUGCUCGCAGGUCACGACGGGACCUGGAUUGCCCACCCGCUCAUCGAGUCGAUUGCGCGCCCGGUGUUCGAUCAACACAUGCUUGGUCCCAACCAGGUGUGUCUUCCUGUUGCCGUCUUCCCGUAUGGUCUCCUGAUGGCUUGCCAGUACCAUGUGCGCAGGGAGGAAGUGCGCGUUGCCGCUGCUGAUCUGCUGAACACCUCCGUCCCCGGACAGAUCACUGAGGCAGGAGUGAAGGAGAACGUGUCGACGUCGUUGGCCUACACGGCGGCCUGGAUCGGGGGCAACGGCUGCAUCCCGCUCAACUACCUCAUGGAGGACGCGGCCACGGCUGAGAUCACGCGGGUGCAGCUGUGGCAAUGGGUCAAAUACGGGUCGCGCUUGGACACGGGGGAGACGGUCACCGUCGAGCUCGUCGACUCGCUCAUCGGCGACCUCGCGCCGGGUGUGAAGAAACUCGCGCCUGGCGUGAAGGAGGCGGAUCUCGCCGUCGCUGUCGAAUACCUCAAGGCGCAGAUCCGCAGGGAAUGGCCGAGUGAGUUCCUGACGAGCGACCUCAUGCCCUAUCUGGCUAUUGCCGAUGGCGCACCAGCCAAAAGCGUCGCAGCUGUCUCGGCACGCUCGUCAUCCCGAGCUCUACAGGCCAACAGCGUCGAACGUCGUUCGUACGUCUCAUCUGACCCUCUGCAUGACUCCUACGGCGGUCCGACCGCCUCCGCCUUUCCUUUCAGACGUUUCUGCGUCUCCGCAAAGCCCAAUCUGGGGAGCUCAUAUCGCUCGUGCUCCGAAGAAAUCCCAGCAUGCACCUAUAAAACUCCACUGGAACCACUCGGGCUGUUGUGCGCGCGCAUGUUUCUGCUCCUCACAUUUCUCGCUGCCCUGCAGGCUCUUGUCCGGGGGCAGUUCCCUGACUGCGUCAAUGGGCCGCUGGCCAAUAACACUGUGUGCGACACCUCCAAGGACCCUAUCACCCGAGCCCAGGCGCUCGUCGCGGUGAUGACCACGACGGAGCUCAUUAACAACACUGUGAACACGGCUAUUGGCGUGGCGCGGCUGGGGAUACCCAGGUACGAAUGGUGGAGCGAGGCGCUGCACGGUAUCUCGACCGUCCACGGCGUCAAGUUUUCUGCCAGUGGGAAUUUCAGCUACGCGACUUCGUUUCCUCAGCCCAUCGUCAUGAGUGCUGCAUUCGACGACGCUCUCAUCAAAGCUGUCGCGACAACCAUCAGCACUGAAGCGCGUGCGUUUUCGAAUGCGGCGCGGAGUGGGCUGGACUGGUUUGCACCGAACAUCAACCCGUGGCGUGACCCACGAUGGGGCCGGGGCCCCGAGACGCCUGGAGAAGACGCGUUCCGUGCGGCACAGUACGUAUAUCAGUACAUCGAUGGCUUCCAGGGUGGGAUCGAUCCAAAACCGUACAUCAAGAACACGGCAGUGUGCAAGCACUGGGCUGGGUAUGACGUCGAGAGAGGGCGUACCUCAUUCAACGCUAUCAUCAACACCCAAGAGCUGAGCGAGUACUUCGUGCGCCCCUUCCAGACGUGUGUGCGCGAUGCCCGGGUCAAUGCGGUCAUGUGCUCCUACAAUGCUGUGAAUGGCGUGCCUACAUGCGCCGACCCGUAUCUGCUCCAGGACUUGCUGGUCGGUUCUUAUGGCUUCAGCAAUGACAGCUGGGUUGCCAGUGACUGCGAUGCCGUCGCCAACAUCUUCGAUGCUCACGCGUACACCGACUCCUACCCCGCUGCAGCUGCAGUGGCCAUCAAGGCCGGGACAAAUGUGAAUUGCGGGACCACCUUCUCUCUCUAUCUCCAGGCGGCCAUCGAUCAAGGCCUGGCAGACCGCGCCGAUGUCGAGGGCGCAGUCGUGCGGCUGUACUCGUCUCUUGUGCGUCUUGGGUACUUUGAUCCGCCCGCCCAGCAACCGUAUCGGCAGAUCACAUGGGAUGCAGUGAACACCCCAUCUGCUCAGACGUUGGCAUACGUCUCAGCGACCGAGGGGCUGGUGUUGCUCAAAAACGACGGAACGCUUCCGCUGAAGAAAAACUUGACGAAGAUGGCCGUCAUUGGCCCUGUUGAGGGGGAAGCUCUUGACAGAAAGACCAUCGCAUGGACCGGCGCUCAACUAGAGCUGAUCCAGAAUCUGACGGCUAUCGGCAAGCCUCUCGUCGUGGUGCAGUGCGGUGCGGGGCAGAUCGACGAUUCGUCGCUUCUUUCCGAUCCAGGUGUUGGAGCCAUUCUUUGGGCGGGAUACCCCGGUCAAAGCGGUGGAGCGGCUAUUUUCGACAUUAUCAGCGGCAAGGUCGCUCCUGCAGGCCGACUACCAGUGACGCAAUACCCCGCAGCCUUCAUCAACCAGGUGCCCAUCACCGACAUGAACCUGCGGCCAAACAAGACGUCGGGAAACCCUGGGCGGACAUACCAAUGGUACACUGGCUCCCCCGUCGUCGAGUUCGGCUUCGGGUUGCAUUACACGACGUUCUCGGUCCAUUGGCAGACGACGCCGGUCGCAAGUUAUUCCAUCUCGAUUCUGCUGAAGACGGCCGGAUCCGCCGCGCACCCUGAUCUGGCUGCGUUUGACACGUUCAAAAUCAACGUGCACAACGCCGGGAACACCGUGUCGGACUUUGUCGCCUUGAUGUUCGUGAAAACGACGGCAGGGCCGCCGCCGUUCCCGAACAAAUCGUUGAUCGGGUACUCGCGCGUGGCUGCGCUCAAGGCUGGCUUGACGGUCGCUGCGUCGAUCAGUGUAACCCUGGGCAGCCUCGCGCGCACCGACGAGAGCGGCAAUCUCUGGUUGUACCCCGGCAGCUACAGCCUCAGUGUCGAUGUGCCUGAGAGCCUGACCCAUAACUUCACUCUCACCGGUCAAGCGGUGCAGCUCAGUCACUUUCCCGCACCCCCAUAAAUAGCUACAGUAACACAUAAAAGUGGCAAAAUGUGUGUCGAUAACGCGUCGAGGUCUGGCAGUCCAUUUCCCUCUGGAAGAUCUGUCGGUUCGAGCACGAAGCAAGCGCAUCAUCG
This is a messenger RNA of Mycena citricolor, 4098 nucleotides long. NCBI's taxonomy places the organism in Eukaryota, Fungi, Basidiomycota, Agaricomycetes, Agaricales, Mycenaceae. The record is from the annotation of a GenBank genome assembly.